Messenger RNA from Homo sapiens (human), 3266 nucleotides. It is a transcript of the gene WDR24, whose product is annotated as WD repeat domain 24. The record is from RefSeq and is a predicted model, not a curated record. The transcript is spliced from 9 exons. Gene Ontology annotation, biological process: positive regulation of TORC1 signaling; protein ubiquitination; positive regulation of TOR signaling. Lineage: Eukaryota; Metazoa; Chordata; Mammalia; Primates; Hominidae. Gene Ontology annotation, cellular component: lysosomal membrane. Bases 1013 to 3154 code for a protein of 713 amino acids. Gene Ontology annotation, molecular function: ubiquitin protein ligase activity.
AAGGGCUCCGUGCAUCAGAGGCCCUCAGGAUCACUCCCAGAGGGCUUCCUCAGGGGGAAAGGGAAUCGGCAGGGGAGGGAUGGGGCAAGUUGGGCUGGACGGCAUGUGAGCCAGGGCAGUCAAGUGGGAAGAGGCAAGAGAUGAGACCAGCAGAAAUUGAGGCUAGGUGUGGGGUGAGGGAGGGCAGAGCCCCAGCGGUCUCCCAGCCAGCCUGGGUGGUGAGCAGAGAGCCACUGACUCCCUUCCCUCAUGUCGGAGCUACAGAGGCUGCCUCAUAGCAGGAGGUCUGCCAGGACUUCCAGGUUUCCUGGCCCAGGGAGGCAGAGGAGGUGGGUUUGCUGUCCAGUGCCCUGGGGCCCUUUUCCUAACAGGCCCAGCUCCCCGAUGGCUGCCCUGAGCCAGCUCUCCCUUGUUCACCUGGAGGAGACUAGGUAUGAAGCACAAGGCGGAGCCCUCAGGGGCCUCAGAGAAUUUUCAGGCCACUUAAGACAGAUCCUGGCAGGGCGCGGUGGCUCAUGCCUGUAAUCCCAGCACUUUGGGAGGCCGAGGCAGGCCGAUCACGAGGUCAGGAGAUUGAGACCCUCCUGGCUAACACAGGGAAACCCCAUAUCCACUAAAAAUACAAAACAAAAAAUUAGCUGGGCGCAGUGGCACGCGCCUGUAAUCCUAGCUACUUGGGAGGUUGGGGCAGGAGAAUUGCUUGAACCCGGGAGGUGGAGGUUGCAGUGAGCCCAGAUCGUGCCACUUGCACUCCAGCCUGGGUGACAGAGGGAGACUCCGUCUAAAAAGACAGAUCCUGAGCUGCCUCCCCUGCAGGGCCCUGGAGGAAGGUUGGGUACCGCCCUUGAAGUUUCUUGGUGUGGUGGUCCCCUAGGGUGGACCUGGGCCCUGAGUCAUCCAGUCCUUUGGGGCUGACCAGGCAGUUCCAGCUCCAGGUGAAGGGACUGGGCCAAGGCUGGGGCACCCUCCUCAGCACCUCCUUGGGCCUCCCACAGGGCCACGGGAGUGGGCGAUGGCUGGGUGCGUUCCUAUUCUCCCAGUGCUCAGCUGCCGCAUCCUGAGGCUGCACCACAGCUUUGCUCAUGGACCGAUGCAGGAUGCAGAAUCUACGGCAAAUGACGCCCGGGAGUAUGUGUUACAAAUCACGUGGUGUCCUGCUCCCGGGCCCAGGCUCUUGUGGCGACUCUGUGUGGCUGCUUCCUUGGGCAGAUCUUGGGGAUGUCCACUCUACCCUCUGGGCCUCUGUUCUGGGCCACAGGCAGGCCAGUCGGAGAGCGUGCGGGACGUGCAGUUCAGUAUCCGGGACUACUUCACCUUCGCCUCCACCUUUGAGAACGGCAAUGUGCAGCUCUGGGACAUCCGGCGUCCCGACCGGUGCGAGAGGAUGUUCACAGCCCACAACGGACCCGUCUUCUGCUGCGACUGGCACCCCGAGGACAGGGGCUGGUUGGCCACUGGAGGGCGCGACAAGAUGGUGAAGGUCUGGGACAUGACCACGCACCGUGCCAAGGAGAUGCACUGUGUGCAGACCAUCGCCUCGGUGGCCCGUGUGAAGUGGCGGCCAGAGUGCCGCCACCACCUGGCCACGUGCUCCAUGAUGGUGGACCACAACAUCUAUGUUUGGGACGUGCGCCGGCCCUUCGUGCCAGCUGCCAUGUUUGAGGAACACCGAGACGUCACCACGGGAAUUGCCUGGCGCCACCCCCACGACCCCUCCUUCCUGCUGUCUGGCUCCAAGGACAGCUCGCUGUGCCAGCACCUGUUCCGCGACGCCAGCCAGCCCGUCGAGCGCGCCAACCCUGAGGGCCUCUGCUACGGCCUCUUCGGGGACCUGGCCUUCGCCGCCAAGGAGAGCCUCGUGGCUGCCGAGUCGGGGCGCAAGCCCUACACUGGCGACCGGCGCCACCCCAUCUUCUUUAAGCGCAAGCUGGACCCUGCCGAGCCCUUCGCAGGCCUCGCCUCCAGUGCCCUCAGUGUCUUUGAGACGGAGCCAGGUGGCGGCGGCAUGCGCUGGUUUGUGGACACAGCUGAGCGUUAUGCGCUGGCUGGCCGGCCACUGGCCGAGCUCUGUGACCACAACGCAAAGGUGGCUCGAGAGCUUGGCCGCAACCAGGUGGCGCAAACGUGGACCAUGCUGCGGAUCAUCUACUGCAGCCCUGGCCUAGUGCCCACUGCAAACCUCAACCACAGUGUGGGCAAGGGUGGCUCCUGUGGCCUCCCGCUCAUGAACAGUUUCAACCUGAAGGAUAUGGCCCCAGGGUUGGGCAGUGAGACGCGGCUGGACCGCAGCAAAGGAGAUGCACGGAGCGACACAGUUCUGCUCGACUCCUCGGCCACACUCAUCACCAAUGAGGAUAACGAGGAAACCGAGGGCAGCGACGUACCUGCCGACUACCUGCUGGGUGACGUGGAAGGUGAGGAGGACGAGCUGUACCUGCUGGAUCCGGAACACGCGCACCCCGAGGACCCUGAGUGCGUGCUGCCGCAGGAGGCCUUUCCGCUGCGCCACGAGAUCGUGGACACGCCUCCCGGGCCCGAGCACCUGCAGGACAAGGCCGACUCCCCGCACGUGAGCGGCAGCGAGGCGGAUGUGGCCUCCCUGGCCCCCGUGGACUCCUCCUUCUCGCUCCUGUCUGUCUCACACGCGCUCUACGACAGCCGCCUGCCGCCCGACUUCUUCGGCGUGCUGGUGCGCGACAUGCUGCACUUCUACGCUGAGCAGGGCGACGUGCAGAUGGCUGUGUCUGUGCUCAUCGUCCUGGGUGAACGGGUGCGCAAGGACAUCGACGAGCAGACCCAGGAGCACUGGUACACUUCCUACAUCGACCUGCUGCAGCGCUUCCGCCUCUGGAACGUGUCCAACGAGGUGGUCAAGCUGAGCACCAGCCGCGCCGUCAGCUGCCUCAACCAGGCCUCCACCACCCUGCACGUCAACUGCAGCCACUGCAAGCGGCCCAUGAGCAGCCGGGGCUGGGUCUGCGACAGGUGCCACCGCUGCGCCAGCAUGUGUGCCGUCUGCCACCACGUAGUCAAGGGUCUCUUCGUGUGGUGCCAGGGCUGCAGCCACGGCGGCCACCUGCAGCACAUCAUGAAGUGGCUGGAAGGCAGCUCCCACUGUCCCGCAGGCUGCGGCCACCUCUGCGAGUACUCCUGACGGGGCAUCUGCUGGGCUUGCCCGGGCGGCCGCGUGCAGAACCCCGCCUGGUCUUGUGCCCGAGACGGGCGGAGGCUGGAACUUGAGACCUCAAUAAAGGAAGUAGAGCCGC